This is a messenger RNA of Fusarium poae, 798 nucleotides long. RefSeq lists its product as uncharacterized. The record is from RefSeq and is a predicted model, not a curated record. The transcript has a single exon. NCBI's taxonomy places the organism in Eukaryota, Fungi, Ascomycota, Sordariomycetes, Hypocreales, Nectriaceae. Bases 1 to 798 code for a protein of 265 amino acids.
AUGUUUUCCACGAUUGCCGAUCUUACACGCCUUGGUCAAUCUAUCCUCAAGUCUUCAGUCCUUGACCCUGCCACCACUCGCUCCUGGCUCAAGCCUAUUACCCAUACUGCGGAUGUCUACAUGUCCGUUGGCAUGCCUUGGGAGAUCCGCCGCAUGACACUUCCCCUCGGCCGUGGUAGACGGGUCGUGGAUCUGUACACCAAGAACGGCGCCUUGGGGCUUUACACUGCCAUGAUUGUCCUUUCUCCAGACCACGAAAUCGGUUACGUAGCGCUCAUUGCCGGGCCUGAGCGUAAUGGUUUGCUCGCCUAUCUUCCCGAACUCCUCGCCGAGACACUGCUGCCAGCAGCUGAGGACGCCGCCCGUGAGACAGCCGCUUCGAGAUUUACAGGGACUUUCAAGGGUCCUGAGAGUCAUAUGACGGUCACAAUGGACGAUACACUUGUGGUAAGCAAUUGGACCCGAGGUGAUGUCGAUGUAAUUGCAGUGCAAACCGCGAUGCUGUAUCCAGGCCUCGAGGUAUCAGUUGUGCUUCGGCUGUACCCGGUGGGACUGGAAAGGAGCGGAAGAAUGUCCUUCAGGGCCAUCUUUGAGGUUGACGCGGUGGGUGAGUCGGUAAAUGCGACAGAGGCAAGUGCGGGCCCUUUUACUGGUAGCUGUCUGUCAUGGGGAGGCGUAGAUACGCUGACCUAUGGAAACAUUGGGUUUGAUGCUUUCGAGUUUGAAGUUGAUCAGAGUGGCAAGGCAACAGCAUUAAGUGCAGAAGUUAUGAGGGAAACUCUCAAGAAGAUUGAUUGA